Molecule: messenger RNA, 1075 nt
Organism: Paramuricea clavata
Lineage: Eukaryota; Metazoa; Cnidaria; Anthozoa; Malacalcyonacea; Plexauridae
Source: the annotation of a GenBank genome assembly
AUGUCUUUGAUGAGUGAUCAAGAGCUUGAGGUUAAAGCGCUAGCGCAGUAUACAAUGUCUUGUGGUAUAUUUUGUGAACAUUGUCACCAUACACAACGGUGUGUAGCCCCCACAAAUGAAAAUUUUCGGGAACGUUUUUGUCACCUGUGUCGUGCGGGUCUGGCGGGUACUUUGCAAGCAUACCGUGCGGAGAAACAUAUGGGGCUGUUAGAUGGAACACCUGAUGAAAGAAGUCGAUUUAUGUCCACAGGGGUUGUGUACAACGUUAACCCGAAGCGUUACGAAUAUGUUGAUGUGAAAACAGGUGAAACGUUUUGUGCCUUAAAUCAUGCUACAGAUGCAGCGUAUGCGGAAUUUCAAGAAUAUAAAAAAACAUGUGAUAAAGAACAAAAAUAACAAUAUAAAACGCUUAUUGAGUUUUCAACGAUAUACACUUUUUUAGAUACAGUCCGAUGAACAAAAGUAAUAUUUGUAAUAAUUAUAUGGUAAUAUAAAAAUAUGAAUAUGGAUAUGCGUAUGUAUAAAAGUAAAACAAUUGUGUAUGUAUUUUUUGUAUAUCGAAAAUAUGUCUUCAGCACGGUCAUAUUAUUUUGAGCAUAUUACACCGUUGUCGCAACCUUAUAAUCAAUGGCAUGUUGUACAAGAAGUAUUAACGCAAAUGGGAAUGAAAUAUUUUAAAUAUUUACAAUACACAUUACAAUUGUGCGAAAAAACAGUGGGCAUUGUACAGUUUGAUGAACGCGUGAAUAUAUCGAAAUUGAAGAUAGCAUUUAACGAUGUUCAGUGCAACAUUUCUCUAUUACAGCACGUACAUUUGCCUAUGGUCAUACCACAUUUGCGAAUAUGGCUGUUGUGUCGUCACCACGAUUUACCCGAAUCGAUGAUUCAAGAACGGGGACGGUUUGCGUUGGGUGGGCGAAAUCGAAAUUUAGAAGAUGAUAUGACACCCUAUGAAGAAUUAAUUAAGACUUUUCUUCGAAGUUUGCCGUUUACCGUUUGCUCACAUUUCAAAGGAGGUCGUGAAAUUUGCGAUUAUGCGAACGCAUUAAAUAGACUACCCGUCGACGGUAUAUAA